AUGGACGGGCGAAAGUGCGAACUAGACGCACGAUGUGAUGAGCUCAGGACCGGCAAUGAGGAGACGCCCCAAAGGAACCCCUCCAAUGUUGGUAAGGACUAUGUGGGAGGCUGCGUGAAAAUUAAUUUAACGGCUAGCCUUGAUUUGAAGGAUAAAGAAAAGGAGGUGAACCCAUGGGGGGAGAAAAGGGGGACCCACUGUAAGCUGAAUGAGGAUGGGAGAAGCGAACACAGAGGAGGAGCGUCCGACGUGAAGGACCACUUUGAGAAGAGCGUGAGCUGUGCGCAGGUUAACUUGUCUGGAGGCGAGCAGGAGGGUUCGUUGUCCAGCCGAAACGAUUUACACGAUCAGGAAGGGGAAAGGGAAAAGGAAAAGGCAAUAGAAAAGGAUAAGGAAAAGACAAAAGACGGCUCCCAAAUUAACCAAAGGAUCCGCACACAUGUGAUUUGCACAGGUGGGCGCACAACAGCGCCGAGUCCACAGCAACAGCGUGGCGGUGAAAGCAAACGUAUAGAUCUACCCCCUGUGGAGAAAAAGAACCCUCACGAUGGAGGCACCUCUCGGGGAAACACUAACAUGAUUAGCAGCGGUGACCAAAGGAGAAGCGGUGUGGACGGUUUACACAUUUCGGCGAGAGAGCAAAAUGCAAAUAGAGCUUCCACCAAUUUGGGGACGUGGUGUAAUUGGGAAGUGUCUGUUAAUGAUCAGGUGUCCUCCACCAGAGGAGUGCCUAAAGAGGGCGCUCACCUGCGGGAAGCAAUUAGGGUCCCAUCCGUAGGAGCGGAUGACAACGCGGAUGAGGAAGCGCAGAAGGAGUGUACCGUGGUGCAGGGGGGAAGUAACCUCCCCCAUGGUAAUGAAGAGCAGGAAGAGGAAAGGAAAACCAAUCCUAUAAUGCAGCAAAGUUUGGCUCAGCUAAGUAGGAAUAAUUGCAUGAACAGGUCAGGUAGUUAUGUACAGAAUGGAGAGAAACAUAAUCUGUAUGAACAGAAUUAUCCGAGGAGCGCCAAUUUGGAGAUGAACCUCGUUGGUGAAAGUCACCUGGAUGAGAAAGACAGACGGGGGAACGUUCCCCCUGGGGGUGACUCCGAUUGGGUAAGCACCCUCAACAGGAGAGAGACCCCCCAGAAUGUAGAAGACCAUCCGCGGGGUAGCUGCCCUGUCGUGAAGGACACUGCCCAUUUGAGAAAAAACCCUCAUGGGGAAGAAGAGACAAGGGAGGGAAGCUCUAAGGAGGAUACACCUGUGGGUGCAAUUUUCCAUGAGAGGUAUAUCCCCCCUGUGAGUUGCACAGAUACACGUGAAACUGCAGACAACAUAGUCGAGACAAACAGAACGUUUGAACAGAAGGAGCGAUCACCAUCACAGGUGAGGGUAGGUGGAGCACCCAGGAGGUAUAACCCUGGGAGGGACCUCUCCACACAGCGUAGUGAAGAUAAUAUACACACGAUUUGUAGCCUUUCAUAUGUGAGUGCUCUCCAGCGUGGCAACCAAAAUGAGAGCAAGGGGGGAAGGUCUCUACAAGUGGGGUGCAAUAAUGUGUUUAUCUCUAUCGAUGCGGGGAUAACCGAGAUAACCCAGAACCGAACUGCAGAAGCGCCGAAUGGAGGAACUCCCAAAUUACCUGAACCAGUCAGGCAGAAUGAUAACCAAUUGGGAAUACCGCAUGGAGAAAUUAAAAAAGUUGGGAAGGAUAACUUGGAAGGGUACCCUUCGGGGGAGGGGGACAAAACGAAUGUAGGUGAAGCAGAUUUAGAGGAAGGUCCGAACGGGGCAGUGAGUCACGAAAGGGUUACUCUCUUCCCAUGUGAUGUGACCAUAGGGAUGAUUUCAUCUGGAAAAAUUGGGAUACCUGCGUGGGAAGAAAAAAAUGAAGCGGUUAGUUACAUAGUUGUAGAAAAUGAAAAAGAUGCCCAUUUGGCAGAUGGUAAUGAAGAACGUUUUUCAUGUGAAAAAAGAGAGGUAGUGCGAUUGGAUGGGGCUCCACCAAGUGCACCUCCAGUAAGGGAGAACUCACAGGAGGGGAGAAGCGAGACGAGCAGUGCUACGCGCAUCGGCAAGCUGGAUAAAGAAGCAAUCCGUAAUGGUGUAGAACGAACAGUUGCUGAGGGAGAAAGAAAAAAAAAAGACAGCUCACCUGAAAUAUGCAAAGUAAAUGUAGACGUGUCCAAAGAGGUGGAUGAAAAGUCGAGGGGCAACCCGAUCAGCCCGUGCAGGGGAAGCGAACAUGGGUUCACUUCGCAAGAUCUGUUAAGCAGAAGUAAGUACAUAGCGGGUAACCAAUUGGUGGGCGUCCUUCCCAGCACGUUGGUAAGUCUAGGCUACACCCCUGAUGCGCAUGGGGUAGCCAGGAGGACAAGUAGAACCCGUUUUGGGGAACGAAAAGGGAUUCACAUGGUAGAUGCGAAGUGGUCAGAAGGGGGUAACCCUAUUGUGGAAAGCUAUCAAAGGAGUGGAAAUAUUCCUAUGGGCACGUAUCCAAAUGGCCACGAGGAAAUUGUAACCCACAGGGAUGAUGCCUUCAGCUCAUUUGAGAAGGAGAUGAAUAGCGCCCUGCUAGAUUUACACAAAGAGGGAGCAGAUGACUGCCAAGAUAACUUCACCCAGUUGGGCGAUUGUAAAAAGAAGAAGAAGCGAACAGGAAUUCCACUAAACGAGAGGAAGUACUACCGCGUGCUGGCUAAACAGAUGAUUAAAAUACAGGGACUAACCUUCGAUCAUAACCAGAUCAGGUGGAUUGCCUACUGGAAGAACGAGAACAACAAGCAGAUUCAGAAGCACUUCCCCGUGUGCAAAUACGGGUUCUACAAGGCGCGUCAGCUGGCGCUGGAGUUUAGGAACUCGAAAUUUGACUCUGGCGGUCAGGCGGUUAGAAGUGGAGCGGUGGGAGGUGGAGCGGCGGGUGUAGGCACACUGGGUGGCGAAGCAGAGACUAUUCAAAGGGUAACCACCAGUGAAGUAGACAAACAGGGGGGGGACACCCCCCAAAGCGGCAAAAAGAGCAGCCACAAAAAGGACGCGGCGACGCCCAAAGUUUCGGAGCCCACGCAGAAGGGCAGCCAAACGACAGAAACGCGCACCAAAAAUAAAAGAAAAGAUCCAAAGGUGGGGAUGCACAACCCCCGUAAGAGGAGCCGGGUCAGCAGAAGACGUGUCCAUCUGGGCGAAGAAAGCGGAGGAGUUGUAGCGAACGCAAGUCACGCAGAGGGAACAACGAAAGAGGAGAAUGAACCGAAAGAUGUGGACGAAAAAUCGAAUCUAAAAUUGGUUAAUAAAAGGAUAAACACAUCUAAAGGAAGUGUAUAUGGAGGGAAUAGCCCCGCUGGAAGGUCAUCGGUAGGAAGUUUUUCUGGAGGAGGCCACGCAGGGAUGAGGAGACAUGAUUUGAAAAAUGUGCCGAAUGUUGUAGCCCUUCAGAACGGAGGCAAUUUGAACAGCAUGCAGAAUUCGCCCCAUUCGACCAUCUCGCAAGGGUUCCCUGCGUUCGCGGGGGGGCAGGUGGUGGGCGGGGUGAGCGGUCCACGUGGCUGUAUAGGGGGCAGUGGGCACAGCUACGACCAGGCCACACACGCAACCACCGAGGGGCAGACCCCCAAUCGACACGCUUACGCAACGGGGCCGUACGGUCCAGCCAACUUCUACAAACAAAAUGGAAUGAUAAGCACAGGACCACACGGCAACGCAUGGGGCAGCACACAUGGGCGAACAGACAGCUACAGUUAUAUGGUGAAUAACUUCGCAGCUAUGCCAAGCGGGCAGAACAUAGCCAUGGCGGCGUGUCGAAGGGGACUGCCAAGUGAGGCAGCUUACCUGAGUCAUGGGAUUAGUGGAGAGGUUUUGCCGAAGGGGCAAUUCACCGAUUCGUGUAGAAGUGUGGCCUACCAGAACCCGAUGAACAGAGAGGGGCAUUUGAACAGAGUGAGACAGUCCCCUACGAACCAGCUGAGUCCCUUUUUUGGUGCCAACUACGGGGGGAACUCCCAGACAGUCACAGGUGCAGCCGUUUCGAGUAACUGGGGGGGACACACACCAAUUGGGAGUUAUAUCGAUGGUUCAAAUUUCCAUCACGUGGGUAUGAAGAACCAGGGGGGAGGGAUAUACUCCCCCCGUUUUGGAGGUCAACAGUCUGGGUCGCCCCAGCACAUGCGGAGUGGCACUUACCAGUACAGUAUGAGUGAGGGGAGGGCACAAGUUAUGGGUUCCCACUUUAACAGAGCAAAUAAAGUUGCGGAUGGCACAUGGAACAGGCCAUGCGAGGAAGGGAAUGGAGAGAACCCUAGCGAUAAUUUGACCAUGCAAGGUGGUGUGAAGAAUGCCCUGGAAGGUCAGAGAGUUAGAAGUAGUGCCACUUCCAGCGGUAGCGGUGUUGGCGGCAUGGGGGGCCAGGGAAUUGUUAAGACAGAUUGUGCUCUCCCAGAAGGGGACAACUCGACGGAGGAGAAGCAACAGGAGGGCAUGGACCUUAGCCUGAACGUGAAUCUGCACAGUAGGGUAGGUGGCGAAAGGAGCGAGCGCGAGACGUGGAACCUAACUAGGGCUUCCACAGCGACGCACAUUUCGGAGCACCUGAGUGAACUGGUAAACGUAAGCAGAAGUGCACAUUACGAGCGCAGCCAGGGAGGGAGUCUCCCCAGUGAAGGUGCUGCCUUGGCAGAAGUAAUCGGCUUGAGGAACACCGGUGAUGAGACCACACGGGGAAAGGCGAACGUUUUGGGGAAUCCCACCGAAUCGUUUGGAAGGCGCGUAAAUUCGCCUGAACAGUGGAUAAGCAUUCAUCCCAUGGAAAAGGCAAAGGUGCUGAUGAACAACGCAUCUGUUGAGAGUGGCGAAGCGGGAAGGGUGACGUGUGGCCAUUCGGCAGAGGGAGUACCUUCUGCAUGUGUAGUAGACACUGCAUGUACGAACCAGGAGAGGAAGAAGUCAGAGAGAAACGUCAGCGGGAAAAGUAAAGGGAAAAAAAGCAAUUCCGUGAAGAAGGCGAACAGAAAGGGGGGCAAAAGUUGUAGUGACGUACACAUCCGGGGUAGCGGUAUGGCUCUGCUGUGCGAAGGAGAUAUGCCUAGUCGGAGCUGCCAGUGGUAUGGGGAAGAUGCCAGUGGGGAGGUGCAUACAAUUGGUGGCGGCGAACACAACCAGGGGGGGAUCUCUAACGGGGGAGUGGUCAAGGAGUCCAAAAAGCAAAGUCGCAAAAAAAGCGCAAAAAGGAAAAAAGAAAAAAACGAAUUAGAUGUUGCACACCUGAGUGGGAAACAGAACAGAAGUGAGUGCAACCAAAUAAGUGACGCCAACAAUAAAGGGAAUGAAGAAGCCAGUUGUGAAGAAAGCGGCCACAGUAAAUGGACGCACAGUAUGGGCGUGAUGCACAGGAAAGCUAUCCCAAAUGAGGAACCAAAGAAGGCAGCAAUAUAUGGGGAGGGCAGCUGUGCAAGUGAGAAACAGUUAGAUCCGUGUGGCCAGCUAAAUCGGCUCACGCAAAACUCUCCUUUCUCCGUUCCCAAUGGGGAACCCAGUGUGCCACGGGGCGUCUUUCCCCCCAGCGAUGCGCAGAAUGACGAGAAUGGAAGUGUAAAAGGAACAAACGAGUUAGCAAAAAAGGAGACAGCGGAAAACGAAGAGGGGGAAGAAAUGUACACAUACAAACCAAAUCAGCUCGAAAAAAACAGCUGUAACGACCACGAUGAGGAUGAAUACUACUACAGCGAGAUUUUGAAAAUGCCGAAGAUUAAAGGAGUCCAUUUUGACAUAAGACAGAAGAGGUGGUGUGCCUAUGGGCACAAAAAAAAAGAAUGCUUUUCUGUGUACCGUUAUGGGUUCUUAAUUGCGAGAGAGCUAGCUGUGAAGAGUCGGCUAAAGGUGCAGAAAAGGAAGAACAGCCUGAAGUUGAAAAAAAAUAAAAACUGCAUGAACGGCGAAAGUGGAUGCGGUGAGAAUGGGGGGUCGUCUGCGAAGAAACGGCAACUCGUGGGGGAUAAACAAACACAUAGUAGUGACCAAUGGGAGGUUUCGCAUCUGCCAUAUGAUGGCACAGAUGGGAAUGGCAACCCGGGGAGCUUGAAUGAUUAUACUGGUCCCCCUUCCCCGAUCGGCUCAGCGGAAUGCACGCCUACCCCCAAUGUUAGCGGCCAAAAGGGGGAUCCCAUGGGUAGCAGCACACCAACGGGUGGCUCGCACGAAAAGGAUGAACAGAGAGAGGACAUGGGUGAGCGGACGGAGCUUUGGAACGGGGCUGAGGUGAACGCAAAUUUGUUUCCAAUACGGUUCGAGCACUCGCGCGAGACGGAGUCGUUGAAGGGACCCAGAGUUAGCGGCGGCAAGCUUCGCGCCUACAACGGGAGAGAAGCGAGUGCUGCAAGUGGUGCGAGUGGUGCGCGUCAGCCUUAUGGGGAUAACCCAUACGGGGGGUGCUGCCUUAGCCCAGAUAGCUAUGCGAACCGCAGUUACACCGGGGUGCCCAUCGAGGUGGACCCCACCAGGAGGUACUACACGGGGGAGGUUGGCAGCAGAGGGGGAAGCGGCACGCACAAUGUUGUCCCUCUUCCCAGCAUGGUGCACCAUUCUGGGAAGGACAAACAUUUUAGCUACCCAGGAAGCGAGAAUCGAAUGAGCAGCGUUAAUCGGGUGGAGGAACCAUUCGCCUUUAAUCGCCCCAAUGAGCAAAUUUGCCUGAGUGGUCAGGUCAAAAGGGACAACUUUUAUGGCGCAUAUGAUGCAAGCGGGGGGACAAAUCAGAUGAUGAAUUGCAACCUGGAAAGGGGAGCAAGCAAUCCUGCUAAUAUGGGCAACGUGGAAAGGGGUGUCUUGAGAGGGGCCAAUAACGACUGCCAGUCGUAUGGCGGAGGUGCCAGCUGGUACAGCGUGGCAAGGGCAAAUGGGGGCAUGCAGAAGAUGGGUUCUGUUCCGAUUGGGCCUAUUCCCAUUGGGGCCAUUCCCAUUGGAGGUAUUCUCACUGGGGGCAUUCCUGUCGGGCCCGCCCCACCUUUGGGAAAUGGAGCCAUGAAGAGUAACCUCGCCAGUGACGAGGCGCUCAAAAGGCUGAGCCGGAUUGCUUUGCUGAACGAGGGGCAUUUUGCCAACCGUAGAGAACAUGUUAGUGGAAAUGAGGUCAUAAGCACUCAAGGGGGGUUCCCCCUCGGGGUGGGUGCCGCUCUACCAAUUGAUGCGAAGAAGACAUGCGUCCCAGAGAUGCAGCAGAGGAGUCGCGCGAAUAAUAGAACCCAUAGAAGUGGACUCACAGAUGGGACUAGCCAAUUUGUGCACAACAGAGAAGUCGCAAUUUUAGAACCCGUGGUGGAGAGCAAGCCGAACAAAAAGAGACCCAAAAAGGAUGUUGUGCAAAAUGGCUACUGGGGUUUUAUUGACAAUUGGGGGAAGGGAACAACAGGAGGGAGUGAUCAAGGGGGGGGUACCGACCUAGCGACUAAUGGGGUGGCACACGUGAAUAACGCUUCACUAGGUAACAAUGGGGGGACUCCCUUUUUCGAGGCGAAUGGGGGCAGCAUGGGCGGGGCUACCCCUACGGGAGGAGGCGAAUUCGAAACGGUGGGGGGAAGAAGUGGUGUAUCGAUUGGAGCCGCAAAUGAAGAAGCGACCCGUGUUGAUGGCAUGCCGAACGUGGGGGGGCACUUCCUUGGGCUUAGCCCUUCCCCUCAACAUGCGGCUCCCCAGAAUAUGCUCCCUCAGUUCCCCCACGUGAACAGCACACAGGUGCCGUUUCUACAAAGCUGGGGCGCACAUCAAGGGAAAAACCUUCCAAGUGGGAACAUCUCCACAGGGAUGAACGCAAACCAGUGGGGAAUCCGAAAUAAGGGGGACAGACAAAAUGGGGGGAGACAAAACGGGGAAAGGCAAAACGAUGCAGGAAGGGUAAUACACAUGAGUGAGACGAAUUUUUUGCAAAAUGAUAUGAACAGGGGGGGAGUAAAAAAUUAUAGUGCAGUGAGAAGUGUCGAGCCGUUUGGGGUGCAUCACUUAAUGGGGAGCACCACCUGGAGAGGCAGGAAUGUGCAAAGCGAUUGCUCGAAGGGGAGGAUGGCCUCAUGUAUGCUGGUGGAGGAGAAGACAAACUAUGAGGCAGGGAAAGAACCGCACCUCCAAUACGACCAGCAUAUGGCCAGCAUAAGAAGUGGCUACCCCGAAUAUGCUAUGCAUCCCUGCGUUGAUGUGAGUGACCCCUUUGUGCAAAACGGAGAGUACAUCACUCAUGCGCGUAGAAAUUAUGGAGGAGACGCAUCUGCAAAAUUGCUUGAGGAGGGGAAAAAGCAAACGGAUAAACAUUCGCAUGAAAAUGAGAAAAAAUUUUUACAUAAGGUUUUUCAGGACAAUAGAAAUAUAGGCCGUAUCGAGGUGGGCAUGAAAAAUAACCCAGUGGGGAGCGGCCUUCAGAAAAGCAAGCGUUUGAAUUUUGAGGAGGUUAACAUGUUUCACGCGGAGGUAAGAGAGCCUAUCGUGAGUGGGAACAGUGUAGAAGUGGCUGCAAAGGAGCAUAAAAACGGGGGGGAUUAUGCCAAACAGUGGGUCCAGCUAAACGGGGAGGCAGUCUACUACGACAGGGCAGUCUCCUAUGACAGGGUGGAUGUGGGAAAGACAGACAGAAAGGCAACAAACAAAGGAGUAAAAAUUAUGAAACGGGAAAAAAAAAAAAAAAGAAAAAAAGAACACAUAACACCACAAGGGGGGGACCAUAUUUUUCAUUCGUUAGAUGCAGCACAUGUGAAGUGUGAGGAGAAACAGACCCGCAGUAAUGAUAGUAAAAGGAGCAAAAAUGGGUUCGCCAAUUUUAGAGGUUCUAAUGAGACAUGUGCGACAGCGGAGGAGGGGGCACAAGUCUGCCUCUUACUAGGGAGCACUUUGGAAGGAAACGAAGGAGCAUCAAAUGGAGCAGUUGCUGUGCUGGGUACUACCAGGAGUGACGCGGGGGGGAGGAGGAGAAGAAGAAGCGAGGUGGUUGGGAAGAACAACUGCGGAAAAGAAAAGAAUGCUCAAUUGAGUAUUUCACGGGGAGGUGAAAACCUGGGGGGAGCGUCCUUAGCUGGGAUGGGAUUCAACGGAAGAGGGGCCCAAGCAAAGGAGAAAAAAACACCCAAGGGGAAUAAUAAAAUGUUAGAUGCAACUACAACUGGUGAGGAGGGAGAGAAGCAUAGUCAGCUUCACCCUCGGAGAGGUGAUUUCCCCCUUUUGCAAAACCAAACGGGUGAGUUAAUAUGCCAAGGGACUGAUCCGUAUGGAGGGAUGGUGGUAACUACGCAGGGGGGAAGCCCCCGACACGUCAACCAACGUGAAGAACAAAAAUGGGACCCAUUCGUUUUUUUUAGAGGCACUGGUGGGGGUGGCCAAGAAAACAUCCUUUGUGAUGACCAUGGGGAGGUGGUGCUACAUGGGGGUUCACCAUAUGGUCACUGCUCCUCGUUUAGCAGGACGAAUGGGGAGUCCCCCCAAAGAGGCAUAAAGUGCGAACAAUUGAAGGGGCAGCAAAUUAACCCAUUGGAAGAAUCCCCAACGGUGAGUCGAUUUGAAACCCCCUAUGGAGGAGAACAAAGUGGGCGCUUCACAGAAGAAGCGGCAAAUGGGGUAGUUUUAAAUAAUGUGGACGCUUCAAGUGCAGACCGGUUGCCCCUUUCCGCCAACAGGAGCAACGCCAGAGAAGUUAACCAUUUGGACGUCCUCGCAGGUGCGCUACGAGAGAGAAGAUUUGAUGGUGGCUCCUACAGGGAAGUACCCAAUUGCCAUUUGGGUAGGGGCGCGGAGGAAAAGGCCAGCACCGAUGAUGUGCACCGUUUUGAGGCGGACAGGAUGAUGGCAGCGGCGGAGGUGUUUCUGAACGGGGACUACUUCGGUGUGUGCGGUGAUGUGCCGUUGCCCACCGGGCCCCCUCCUGCCAGCGGCAUGGUAAGCGACGGGCCAGGCGGGGGGCAGAACGAAUGGAGCAGGCACAGCCGCAAGCGGGACGGCAAAAAAGGGACCAUUCUAAAGAAUGUUCACAUAGUGAAAGAGUACGGCGAGAGGUUUCCCCCCCGAGGGGCAGAGGAAGGGGGCGUGCCAUGUGAGAGCGCGGCGGAUGGAAAUACAAGCGGAGAGGACAGCCUGCUCGACAGAUUCUGUUUAUUCAUUUUUGGGAGUAUGAAGGUUAGCGAGCUUGUGCCUAUGCAUUGUGUUGGCACGGAGAUGGAGGAGGUCCUUUUGGCGGAGCCCUACCGCGAGGACGCCUGUUUGAGUUUACACGACCUGAACAUCAACCGAGCGAAGGAUGUCAUCCAAACGAUACACUUUAAGAAGCUCAUUUUGAAAUACCUCCUUAUGGACUUAUUUAGAAACACAAGUGUGCCAGAGUUUUCCAAAAUGACAGCUGAUAGAACCCAUUUUUUGGUGAACCCACAGAAGUGUGCAUCUAGCUACCCCCUGACAAGUGAAAUAGACAAGAGUAGGGACCUUCUGCAAAGGGUCGAGAGGUACCAUUUAAAAUUUGUUAAUAAUAUUUAUGACCAGAAAAUUGUGCAGAUGUACUGGGAUGUGUUCGUGACUUGCUUGGUGAAGAACGUCACGGCGAGUGUGCUGCCCUUCGAGGAGCACUGCAUGGUUAUGCGCUCCCUGCUGCUGCUUUACCUGGACGGCUCCGCGCCGGGGGGGGCGAGCUGUAAGUAGCGAUAUGUACUGGGCAGAGGUGGUCAUUUUGGGGAGGACCCCACUUGGAGGGAAACUUUAUUUCGUCCCACUUCCGUUAGUACACACCCAAGCCAUGUUACUAUUUUUUUUUUUUUUUUUUUGCCCGCCUGCUUGGCCUUCACUUCUGGACGCGGAAGUAUGUAGGGCAGCUCAGGCAUACGCACAAGCAUAGAAAUAUGCAUAUACUUAUAUACAUAUUCUACAUAGCUGCGUGGACGAGUGCGUACCAGGGGGGCACUCCUUCCAUUCGUUUUUUUUCGAGUUUGUUUCCGCCUGUCCUCCUUCGCCUAUUUUCCCAAAUGGAACAUGCACGGAAAAGCGGCGUGAAUAUUAUCGCAGCAU
This is a messenger RNA of Plasmodium vivax (malaria parasite P. vivax), 11001 nucleotides long. RefSeq lists its product as hypothetical. The transcript is spliced from 2 exons. NCBI's taxonomy places the organism in Eukaryota, Apicomplexa, Aconoidasida, Haemosporida, Plasmodiidae. The record is from RefSeq and is a predicted model, not a curated record. Gene Ontology annotation, biological process: regulation of DNA-templated transcription. Bases 1 to 10638 code for a protein of 3545 amino acids. Gene Ontology annotation, molecular function: DNA-binding transcription factor activity.